Messenger RNA from Drosophila hydei, 1962 nucleotides. RefSeq names its product Bardet-Biedl syndrome 1 protein homolog (gene BBS1). The transcript is spliced from 6 exons. Gene Ontology annotation, cellular component: centrosome; axoneme; BBSome. Bases 34 to 1854 code for a protein of 606 amino acids. Gene Ontology annotation, molecular function: patched binding; smoothened binding. NCBI's taxonomy places the organism in Eukaryota, Metazoa, Arthropoda, Insecta, Diptera, Drosophilidae. Gene Ontology annotation, biological process: non-motile cilium assembly; protein localization to cilium. The record is from RefSeq and is a predicted model, not a curated record.
AAGGAGGAAAAACCAAAACAAAGAUUUAUUAGCAUGGCAACAUCAUCGGCAUCCAAUUGGCUGCACGUUGACUUCGAAGAAGACACACCUCAACUGUUUUCAACUUUGUCCAGUUGCAUGACGCUCAGCGACGUGCAAUGCGAUGGUUACGUGCGACUUCUAGUGGCUGACAUUUCACUGGAAGAUGAUGAGGAGCCCAGUGCCAAGCUGAAAGUAUUUCGAGGGCUACAACUUAAGCACGAGCAAUCGCUACCUGGAAUACCUACUGCUAUUGAAAGUCUCUACACAGACGAAACAGAGCCUAAAACGCCGGUAAUUGCAGUUGCCAUUGCCGAUUCGGUGCUUUUCUACAGGCAUUUGAAGCCCUUUUUUAAAUAUACAAUUCCCGCCACGGAUGCCGAAGAAUUGGAAUUGGAGGUGUGGCGCAAAUUGCCCGUGAUGAAACUGGAGACACAUGAAGGACUGUUGCAGUUGCUCAAGGAUGUGGACCAUGCCAAACUUUCGCGUAAAACGCAACGGCUGCUACAGUUAGCUGAAGAGGAACGAGCUUCAUUUAUCAGCACCCACAAGGAUUCGGUUGUGGGUCGAUCGGGCAAUAUUGUAGCCAUGUGUUGUUUGAAGCGAGUUUCCAGUAAUGUGAGCCCCCCCUCCCAUUUGGUUUUGGCUACAGACACCGGUCACAUAUAUGUGCUGGAGCCGCAGGGGUUCAACUUGAUAUAUCAGUCAAGAGUUUGCAACUAUGAGACAGCUGUGCCGAGUCUCAUUUCGAUACAUGGCACGUAUGAGACAGAUUUCUGCAUUGUGGUGGGCACGCGGAAUGGUGGAGUUUACCUGUUGCGCAAGUCCAGCAGCGAGGGUCAGGAGAUUUUCAAGCUAUCCACCCCAUUGACUGGUCUGCUUUUGCUGCCUAUUGAUCAGACAAUCGUUAUAACCACCAUGGAGAAUCACUAUAUGUGCUGCUCGAAACGAGGUAAACAGCUUUAUCAACUGCAAUUGGAAGCAGCGCCGGUCUGCAUUUUACCCCUACCGCUUACACACCUGGGCGUCACACUAGUGGCCGUCGCACUUCAAGGUGGCAAAGUGGGUUUCUAUUUGAAUCGCUAUAUGGUGGACGAAUUCGUGGUACCACAGACUGUGGCAGGCAUGAUAUAUGGCCGUAUGGGAAUGGAGGAUCAUGUGCUCACGCUUGUCACGGAAUCGGGCGAUAUUAUUAUUAAGAUUUUGCGACGUAUUACACACUUUGAACCGGACACGUCAGCGGUUUCAUUAACGAAAAAGGGCUUCGCGGUGCCUCAGAAGAUCGGAGAUGCAUCAAUACUGGACAAGUCGAAGAAGAGCUCCAUAUUCGUAGAGCAAGCGGCGCGUGAGAAGCAGCAGGCCAAGUCUAGCUAUGGCAGCUUUCAGAUGGAGCUGUGGCGACUGCGCCACACAGCAGCACGUGCCACAAUUGAUGCUAUUAACUCCUCAGAGAGCACCAUUUCAGGUGAUCUUACACAUGCGCCCGUGAAGUUGGCUGCCGAGGUCUGUGGAAGUGGACCCGCUUUUCGACUUUACCUCACCGUACAGAACCUAUCAACUUAUAAGAUGGCCUCGAAUCUGGCUGUACUGCUACAUGCUGACCGUCGUCAUUAUACCAUACAACAGUCUGUGGCCAGAUUGCCUAGUGUUCUGCCUGGCAUUCCGCUACGUGUAGACUUUGAGGUGCUGGCUGUGCUGGAUGCAAUGGACAAGCUGCCACCAGAUACACUGACGCCAGACAAUUCCCAAAUCCGUGUUAUGCUGAUGAAGGCAGGUCAGGCAAAGCCACUAAUCGCUGCUGUGGUGGCCAUGCCCCAAUCGGAAGCGGCAUUUUAAAGGUUGUUGAACAUAAAAUAACUAAAAUUUGUUGUUUUUUGCAUAUUUGGGCGCAUACUUCUCGUAGACCUUGACGUAAGCUUCCUUGGCGGCAUCCUUGGACAAACC